GCUCCGGGAGCGCGGGGGGGCGAGCGGCGGCACCGACACCGGCACCGACACCGAUCACCGGCACCUCACCGGGGCUCGCAGCCUCCGCCGGGCAGGAGCAGGACGAGGGGAAGCGGCAGGAGGAGGCGGAGGCGGAGAGAAGCGGUCGCGGUCGCGGGUGCCGCCGCGGGGAGCGGAGCGAGCGCGGGGCGGCGGCGGCGGCUCCUCCAUCAUGUCGUCGGGCGGGGACUUCGGGAACCCGCUGCGGAAAUUCAAGCUGGUGUUCCUGGGCGAGCAGAGCGUGGGGAAGACUUCCUUGAUCACCAGGUUCAUGUAUGACAGCUUUGACAACACCUACCAGGCAACAAUUGGCAUUGACUUCUUAUCGAAAACCAUGUACUUGGAGGAUCGAACAAUCAGGUUGCAGCUGUGGGAUACCGCGGGUCAGGAACGUUUCCGUAGCCUCAUUCCCAGUUACAUCCGUGACUCUGCCGCUGCUGUAGUAGUGUACGAUAUCACAAAUGUAAACUCCUUCCAGCAAACCACAAAGUGGAUCGACGACGUCAGAACGGAACGGGGCAGCGAUGUCAUCAUCAUGCUGGUGGGGAAUAAAACAGAUCUAGCAGAUAAGAGACAAGUGUCCAUUGAGGAAGGAGAAAGGAAAGCCAAAGAGUUGAAUGUAAUGUUCAUUGAAACUAGUGCAAAAGCAGGAUACAAUGUAAAACAGCUUUUCCGACGUGUGGCAGCUGCCUUGCCCGGGAUGGAAAGCACACAAGACAAAAGUAGAGAAGACAUGAUUGACAUAAAACUGGAAAAGCCUCAAGAGCAGCCUGUCAGUGAAGGAGGCUGUUCCUGCUAAUACCAUGUGGCUUCCACCUUUCUCCAGAACAUCACUGCUUUCCCUCCCUGUCCUCUUCAUUGACUGCAGUGUGAAUAUUGGCUUGAACCUUCCCCUUUCCGUAAUAACGUAUCGCAGUUCAUCAUCGCUGGCUGUCUCGUGGAGAUGAUCUUUAGCUUCACAAGCACACCCCACACACACACCAACAAAA
Melozone crissalis (California towhee) is the source of this 1028-nucleotide messenger RNA. RefSeq names its product RAB6A, member RAS oncogene family (gene RAB6A). NCBI's taxonomy places the organism in Eukaryota, Metazoa, Chordata, Aves, Passeriformes, Passerellidae. The record is from RefSeq and is a predicted model, not a curated record. Gene Ontology annotation, molecular function: GTPase activity; GTP binding. The coding region runs from base 212 to 838 and encodes 208 amino acids. The transcript has 8 exons.